Aphanomyces astaci is the source of this 2588-nucleotide messenger RNA. RefSeq lists its product as hypothetical. Bases 12 to 2387 code for a protein of 791 amino acids. Gene Ontology annotation, biological process: monoatomic ion transport. The record is from RefSeq and is a predicted model, not a curated record. The transcript is spliced from 5 exons. Lineage: Eukaryota; Oomycota; Saprolegniomycetes; Saprolegniales; Verrucalvaceae.
UGACAGUAACUAUGGCGGAUGUCAAGGUCGUGCCGACCAUGUCGUCUCAAAAGUACACCGUGGCCGACCAAGGGGACCCCAAUAAACGACCGUCGCUUCUGGUGACCAAAAGCAGCGUGACGGAGGCGGCGGUCAAGCCUCCCAAGGAGCCCCGGAACUACGCGUACAGUGCCUUGUUGGCGUAUAAAGUGGACACGUUCAUCUCGACCCGUCGCGGCCAAACCAUCUCGUUGGUCACGUUUGGCAGUGUGUUUACGCUCAUCAUGGCGGUGAUCAUGUACUCUGUGCACGACGCGGCCGAAGUCGAGUUUGACGAAGCCCUUUGGAACUCGUGGAUGUACAUGACGUUUCCAGGGGCGCAGCGGGAGGCCGAAGGAUGGAGCCACCGUGCAAUUGCCAUGUUUGUGUCGAUCGUGGGCAUUUUGUUUUUUGCAGUGAUUCUUGGGUUUGUCGUCGACAGCGUGCGCGAAAAGAUGGACAGUUUGAAAAAAGGCAAGAGCCAAGUCGUGGAAGAAAACCACACGCUGCUACUGGGGUGGACAGACAAGUCGGUGUACCUCAUUCGCGAGCUGUGUCGGGCCAACGAAAGCGAAAAGGGUGGCGUCGUCGUCGUGUUGGCCGAAAUGGAGAAGGAGUACCUCGAAGCGGAACUGCACUCGCAAAUGGUGGGCGAGGACUUCCUGGGAACCAAAGUCGUGUUUCGAUCGGGGAACCCCCUCUUGAUCAUCGACCUGCUCAAAGUAUCAGCCCAUACAGCGCGAAGCAUCGUCAUCAUGGCCACGUUGGGCGACGCCGACAAGUCGGACGCGUCCGUGCUUCGCAUCAUUCUCAGUCUCUUGGGACUGCCUCAUCUUCGGGGGCACAUUGUCGCAGAAGUGCGCGACAUCGACAACGAACCGCUGAUUGCGCUCGUUGGUGGCGGCAUCGUCGAAACGUUGGUCUCGCACGAUGUCAUCGGUCGUCUUGUGAUCAUGUCGGCGCGGUCUCCUGGCCUUGCCAAAGUGUUCAGCGCGGUCCUCGGGUUUGAUGGCAACGAAUUCUACAUUAGCGAAUGGCCCGGUUGUGUAGGGGUGCCGUUUGGGCAACUGCCCGAGCGGUUCAAGGCGGCCGUGCCCAUCGGCAUCGAAACGACGGACGGCGACGUGGAAAUCAAACCAGACCCGGAGCGACCGAUGGAGGCAGGGGAAAGUAUCAUCUUUCUGGCCGAAGAUAACGACACGUACAAAGCCGAGGAGACGGCGAUUGCGAUCCCUACCACCGCCGCGCACGCCCUCGUCACAACAGAGCGCCAGCUGGAGAAAAUCCUCAUGUGUGGGUGGCGUCGAGACAUUCGCGACAUGAUCAAGCUCUUGGACGACUUGGUGCUACAGGGCUCGGAAGUCCACUUGUUGUGUGAGGACCCUCCGAUUGAAGAGCGCGACAAGCAGCUCGUGGAAAGCGGCAUGGAUUUGAGCUCCCUCGUCAACAUCGAGCUCAUUCACCAGUUUGGCAACUCGGCCAUCCGCCGGCACGUGGACCAGCUGCCGUUGGAAGACUACACCAGCGUCAUGGUGCUCGGCGACCAGUCGCGGGAAAUGGACAUUUUGCACUCCGACUCGCAUUCCCUCAGCACGGUGUUGCUGCUCCGAGGCCUCCAAGCUGCCCGGAAACGGCGGGCGCGGCGCCGCCUCUUUGCCGAAACGAUUGACAACGCCAUCACAAAAUGGAUCGGCAACAAGGACGACCACAUCUCCCAGUGCCCGUGCAUCACGGAAAUCCUCGACCCGCGAACCCAAAAGACCAUUUCCAGCAACCGGACAAUUGCUAGCCACUCCGAGUUCAUCCAGUCCAACGAACUCGUGAGCUGCAUGUUGGCCAUGAUCUCGGAAAGCCGAAAAGUAAAAAAGAUCCUCAACGAACUGCUCGGGGCGACGGGGUGUUCGUUCCAAGUUGAGCCUAGCGUCCGGUACUGCGACCCCACCGAGUCACUCAGUUUUUUUCAAGUCGCCAAGCGAGCACUCGUGCAUGACGAAGUGCUUUGCGGGUACCAGUCCCGCGUCGCGUCCGACAGCACGGUGCUCAAUCCGCCGGACAAGGAAGCUCAAAGGACGUGGAAGGACAUUGACUUUGUCAUCAUUCGCGGCCAUCGUGAGCGAGACGUUGCGAACGAGAAAAUGGUCGACGACGGCGCGGCAGCGUUUCAGGAUGCGGCGCGCCAUCGCCAUGUGACGGACCUGUUGGAGAAGAACGAAAUCGACCAAGUGCAAGAAGAUGUCGGCAAGACGCUGCAGUUCGGCCUCACGAGUGCCGACAAUCGGGUCGUGGAAGUGACCAAGGAAGUGCUCCAACGACUGUCGGCAAAGCUGUCGGUCAUUCUAAAAGAAUGCGAACAACACAAGGUGGCCUAACCAGUUGCUAGUUGUUGGAUGGUUCUUGGGGGUCUUUUAUAAUGAAAGCAAGGUUUAUUCCAACUACGUUGUGUCAUGUAAACGCCAAGACGAUGGGGGUGACGAUGGCGGCUGCAAUGGCAACCGCGAGGGCCGUGAUCAACGCCCUCUUUUUGAUGUUUUCCCACUUGAGGUACGCCGCCUGCUCUUCGGCGGAAACCG